This is a messenger RNA of Drosophila melanogaster (fruit fly), 3750 nucleotides long. It is a transcript of the gene Reph, whose product is annotated as regulator of eph expression. The record is from RefSeq and is marked reviewed. Bases 265 to 1320 code for a protein of 351 amino acids. The transcript has 4 exons. Lineage: Eukaryota; Metazoa; Arthropoda; Insecta; Diptera; Drosophilidae.
GCCAUUCAUCGUUUUUCACUCGCCGCCGUUGGUCCGUUUUUCCGCUGGUUUUCCUGCAAUUCCACAACCGAAAAAAUCUAAUAAAUUUAAUUUCCUAAUAAAAUACACAAUUUUGUGAUCAAACAAAAGGAAAACCAACAUCUAUAGAGGGAGACGGAGAUACGCGAGAGAGAGCGAGCGAAUCAACGUGAAUCGAAUGACUCUGGCACCGAAUCUGAUGGUGAACUCCUCGAUGUGGAAAACCAACGUCACUUAGACGUGGAUAUGGAAACUAGUGUUGCUGGCCAAAAACCAAUAGCUUCUGCAAUGAUGUGUCACCAGCAGACGUCGUCAUCCUGCGCCCAUCUCAUGUACGACCAGCACAGUUCCGAGGAGGAGUUGGAGGUGAUCAACGGGCCGUCCUCGCAGGCGGGUCAGCAUCCCGGAACGGCGGCCACGGGCUCAUCGUGUGCCUCCCGGAUCUCGAAUCGCGGAUGCACCUCCUCGCUGGACACGGAGGCGCCCUACGAGGAGCGGGCCACCACCUCCAACUCGAAGCGUUCUAGCUCCACGCUGAUGGUGGAGAACCGCAAGCGAUCGCUGGCCCACAGCUCCGACGAUGAGUUGCGCAACUCGCUGGAGCCGAUAUUGACGCCCGUGAAUUUUCGCACAUCGCCGCCAUUGGAGGCAUUCAAGCCAAAUCGUAGCCAUAUGAUGUUCCGCUCCACAACGCCACUGAUAUUAUCGGAGGCCCGAUGUGGCAUCGAAAAUAUUAAAUUAUGUGAUAAUAGUGUAAACGAGGAGAAUGGUGACAACGGCGGUGGCGGUGGCGCGGCCAAUAGCAGUAAGUGCGCCAAGAUUGGCGCACUGGCAGGGAAUGCCAGCGGAACUGUGGCCGCAACCGGAAACGGAAACGGCGGCAACGAGAAUGAGCCGAGUGUGAUCAAGGCGUGCAGCAGCUCGCUAAAGAUGAGCAACAGCAGCCACCACAUUUACCAGCCGCAGCCGAAAUAUAGUUUCCACUACAACAGCUCGCGGAGCAGUCCGGCCAGCACCACUGGCCUGGAUAUGGAGGUGCGUUCGGUCAGUCCGCCGGCGAAACUGUUCCACUGCGCCAUAUCGCCCAGGCGGCGACCCAGUAACAAUGCCAGUGGUGCAGCCGGGGGCGCCACAACAAUAUCACCAUCGUCAGCAUCAUCAUCAUCAGGCACAACAACGACACACAAUGCUGCCAAUUCCGCCGGAAAUGCCGCUAACGUCACCGCCGUCGCCACCCAGAGACUGCAGCGACCGCAUCGGCCGUGUUUAGAUUUUGAUAAGAUGCAGCAGGUUAGUCUCUAAUGCAGAGCACGCUAACACCAGAGCAGCAGCCGGAAAAGGAUCGUCGUCGGAUUGGGACGGGGAGCAGGAUGGUCAACGGAACGGGGGGCAAAUCAAAGACUUUUUAUACGAACCAACAACCACAGCAGGACGCUGAAACUGAAACAGCAUUCGGAGGAUAACCAGAGUGUCUAGGGGCAGCUAGUAAAACCCCUAGAUUAUGCAAGCGAGCAGUUUCAGGAUUCAGAUUCAAGCGCAAACAGCAGCGGGAAAUAUCAUCAAAUCAAAUUAUAUAAAUCUAAAGGUAAUUCAAAUUUUAACGCAAACCAAAAAACACAAAAAAGAGACAAACCUAAAAUUUACAAUAGAUGCAGCUAUUUUUUCACAAUUUUAAACUGAAAAACUGUAACAAAAACUGUAAUGCGAACACGGAUCGAAAGUUGAGGAGGACAAACAAUAGAUUUGUAGAAGCUCCGGGAUGUAAAAGAUCGAAAGUUGAGUCAAAAUUGAGGGUUUAGAGACGGAAAAUCAUAUGCCAGCCGUAUGAUAGAAAGGAUCACAAGAAUUGAUUAAAAAUAUGUUCAAGGAAAAGCUCUGGGUGUAAUGAAUUAGAUGAUAAAAAUCCAGCCAGUGGAAACUGUGAACUGUAAAUAUUGUAUUUGUGUGGGAAAAACCAAAAAAAAAAAAAAAAUCUUUUGAAGAAUUGGCAUGCCAUCGAUAGCAGAAAAUGCGAUAUGGGGAUGUAGAACGAUAGAAUGUAUUUAAAUUUUUUUAAAAGCCGACGAAAAACGUUUGUGCUGAUGUGGCAGAAGACUCAAACUUGAAAAAAAAAAAACAGAGACAAAUUAUAUUUCUAUAAAACGAAGGAAAGCUGAGAAAAGCGGAAGCGGCUAGCGGGAAAGCGGGAAAUUUGAAAGGUAUGGACGAUGAAAUAGCAACAGCAACAAUGUGAAGCAACAAUAGCAACUGAAAUAAUAUGAUAUAAACAGACAAACAGAACCUUUUGUAUGAUCAACGUGGGGGGGAGCCGGAAAACGAAACUGUCGCAGCGACAGUUGAAAAGCAGUAAAAUUAUGUGUUUAAUGUACAACAUAAAAUAGCAAGCUAUUUUAUACACAAUAUUCAAUUUAUCCACAUCUAAGAGAAACGAUUUAAACCAAAAAGCUGCCAUCAACACUCAUGCAUACGAUUAAAGCUCUUUAGUUUAAACAAUAUGAUUGAUGAUUGCUUGGUGGACAACUAGUAAGCGCAACAACUAAACAAUUGGCAAAUGUUUGCAAGCUCAUAUGUGUAUUAGUAAAGCAUAAUUACUACCCUUCUUUGUCGCGUAUAUGAAGAAUCUAACGAAAGAAACAAAAGAGAUCACAGCAAGUUAAACCCAUAUUCAAUUCAAGGAAAACCAAAUGAAAUGCAAAAACUAAGAACUAAAAAAAAAACCAGUAACGUGUGCAACCAUAGCAAAGCAAAAGUAAACGAAACAUACUUUUUUAAGUACCAUAUAUAUGUAAAAGCAAACAAUGAUGAUGCAAGUCAGAGCGAAAUAUUCAAUGUAAUGCUAAUUUUAAAUCAUAUUUACUAACGAAAGGCAGGCUAAAAUUUCAGUUAACUCGAAUCGAAGAGUAGUCAGUCAAUGGAAUCGCAGUGUUUCGUAUGCUAAUUUUCAAUAAUAACCAACCGACCAUCUCAUGCCCACUAAAAACGUUUCACACACCCCACAAUCAACACAGGAGACACUCGAUACACUCAACCUACCAAGACAAGCAUAAUCCACACCACCAAGACACCAAGAAUCUAUGUAUGUAAUAAUAGCGGGGAAUCGAAGCUGGAGGAGUUAGGAUCAGGCUGGGAGAUGCGAAGUGCAGAUAUGAUACUGAUACUAGGAAUGCAGUUUUCGUAAUUUUUAAUUAAUUAAACAAAAUGCAAGCGAGGAUGAGACAGAUGAAUUAUAUUAUAUAUGUGUAACAAAUGGGAGAAUCGGAGGAUAUCAUGGACUGAGCGUACAUUAAAGCGUGGAAAAGAUAGGAAGCUGGUGAAUCAGCCAAUACUAGGAUUUUAGUUUAUAAGCUCUGAAGCGAAAGCGAAAGGAAGUUACAGUGAGAGAAUAGAAUGGCUAACAAAUACGGAAAGCACACACAAAUCUAUGGAAUGUAUGGCUGCGGGGCGUUUAUGUUGAAUAUUUUUGAGAAACAAAACAAAAACGACGAAAAAAAAAAGCGAAGAAACCAAUUAUGUUGUAAACAAAGAAUACAAAGAUUUCAUUGCGUUUUGGGCCCGCUGACAGGCGCCCAAACACUUGUGUUGUACAUAGUUACAUUAUUAAUAACAAUAUAUAUACUUACUCAUUAACAAUUAAGUCGACGAACGGUACAAGUGCAAAAAGAGAGAGACAGAUGUGUGAAAAACAAAAACAUUUGAGAAAAAAAAAACGAAUGAAAUGAAGAUGACAAGACG